CGGCUUCAGCGGAAGACGCUCGCUGUCCAGCGCCGGUGACGAAGACUCAAGCAUAAUGGAGGCCGAAGUUCGAGAGCAACAUGAAUGAUAAGUACCACAGGGCAGCGCGAGAUGGUUACCUGGAUCUGCUGAAAGAGGCCACGCGGAAGGACCUGAACGCCCCGGAUGAAGAUGGCAUGACCCCGACACUAUGGGCCGCGUACCACGGCAACCUGGACGCUCUCAGGCUCAUUGUAGCGAGAGGAGGAAAUCCUGACAAGUGUGACAUAUGGGGUAACACGCCACUCCACCUGGCCGCUUCCAACGGCCAUCUCAACUGCCUGUCCUUCUUGGUGUCCUUUGGUGCAAACACAUGGUGUCUAGACAAUGACUACCACACGCCUCUGGACAUGGCUGCCACCAAGAACCACAUGAACUGUGUACGCUACCUGGACUCUAUUGCUGCCAAGCAGACAGCUCUCAACCCCAAGCUGGUGGCCAAGUUGAAAGACAGAGCCUUCCGUGAUGCCGAACGGCGCAUCAAAGACUGUGUCAAGAUGCAGCGCAAGCACCACCGCCGCAUGGAGCGCAAGUUCCAGAAGGAAGCCACAGAUGCUUCGCUUUCUGAUGCCAUGAGCUUCUCCAGCUACACCAGCAGCACUUUUAGCCGCAAGCUGCACCCAUUCAACACUGCCACCAGUGUGCCAUACUCACAGGCUACCCUCCAUGCCACAGCCAGGGGCAAAACCAAGAUCCAGAAGAGGUUGGAAAAGAAGAAGCAUGGUGAUGGGUCCUUCAAGAUCUAUGAGGAUGGAAGGAAGAGUGUGCGCUCUCUUUCUGGUCUACAGUUGGGUAGUGAUGUCAUGUUCCUAAAGCAGGGUACCUACGUAAACCCAAAAGAUCGGGGUCGGCGAAACGUCCGUGAUAUGUUCCCACGGGACAACGAAGAUGCUAUCUCGCGUGCCAUCAGCGAGCCAGACCUGCAUGGGGGAGACAUGGACCACUCAGAGAUUAGUACCGACUCGGGCCAUGACUCUCUUUUCAACCGGCCAGGCCUGGGUACCAUGGUCUUCCGGAGGAACUAUGUGAGCGGUGGACUCUUUGGCAUAGGCUCUCGUGAUGAAGGCAGCAUUGCAGGCAGCGGGAGGGCACCAAACGUCCGUCUGCGUAGCCGUCUUCAGCGAUCUCCCAGUGUAGAUGAGGAUAGUAUCGGCAGUGCUCGAAGCCUCCAGGCCAGGAACAUGGAGGAGCUUCCGUGGGAUGAGGUGGAGUUAGGACUGGAUGACGACGAUGAGCCAGAGAGUAGUCCACUUGAGGUAUUCCUGGCUGCCCAUUACAUGAACGAGUUCAUCCCUAUUUUUAAGCGAGAGAAAAUUGACCUGGAUGCACUGCUGCUGUGUUCGGACAACGACCUCAAAAGCAUCCACAUUCCCUUGGGACCCCGUAAAAAGAUCAUUGACGCGUGCAAGAGACGUCUGGACACCCUUGAGGAUCCUGACAGCAUAGAAGACACAGAGUUAUAGCACAGAGGACUUGUUACUCUGUGCUUUUGGCCAUACCGAUGGUACGUCGAGGUACACGUGCAACAGGACAGAAAGACAGUUACACUGAAAGGAAGUGUAACUCUUGUGUGGAUUUCAAACAAUUAAUGGUGCAUGUCCCUUUACCAUAGGGAUAAAUUUGGAAUAUCAGACUGAAAGUAGUACCUCUUUGACUGGCACAGAUAAGAAAGUAUUCAUGUCAGCCGUAAUAGCUGAAUCGAGCUGAGGUUCCAUGAUUGCCAUACAGUACAUAACAGUACCGUAAAAAUCCUGCUGACAACCCUGAUGAAGUCAGACCCAAUCAGCAUUAUUGUCAUGAUGUGUCUGCCCCUGUGGGGCAAUGGUCUUAGUGCCUGUACUUCCAGUGCAUGCACAUAUCUCUGCAUGAUGUAUUUUUAUGACAUAGACUUGGGCAGAUUUGAAAAGCUUGGGCUUCAUCUCCGGGAACCUUUCACACACUGCCUAAAUGACGUCAAACACAUAUUAAAGGUCGCCAAUAUACCUGGCAGCAAAUGUGGGAACACUGUCUUUAGAGGUCAGUGAAUGCCUGUACUGAGGUUGUAUUGUAAACUUUUUGACCUCUGUUAGUUUGUUUACAUUUGUCAAGCCAUACUUCUGUUAAAGAAUUGGGGCAUGGGUAUUUUUUUUGGUGAUACAGAAAUCUUACUUCUUUCUGAUUUCUGUUUUUGGUUUUGUUUUUUGUACUCAUGCCAUAUUACGACAAAGAAAAUUUGUUUCAACAUACUAUCAAUUUCACAUCAACCAAUGUAUAUUUGGUAUACGGUACAUGUACAGAUUUCAAUGCAUUCCAACCCAAAUAGUAUGUGCUCUAUCUCUUGUACAUAACAUUGUUUAUGUGUUUUAUAUAAUUUCUUAAAAUGUAGCAAUAAAAGAUGCUAGCUAUCACUAAAAAUCCAUGAAAUUUUAUAUUCAGUUUAUGGGCAUACUUGAAGACAGUGCUGAAAAACUUGGAAUGUGGGUGUAUCAGUGAACCGUUUUGUAAGAGUAUGAGUAGAUCAUGCAUGAGGUUUUACUGUAUGUGUCAUAAAAUAACAAAAUCAUAAAGACAAACACUCUAAACAUUUUACACUAUUAA
Molecule: messenger RNA, 2616 nt
Organism: Neoarius graeffei (lesser salmon catfish)
Lineage: Eukaryota; Metazoa; Chordata; Actinopteri; Siluriformes; Ariidae
Gene: ush1ga
Product: Usher syndrome 1Ga (autosomal recessive)
Exons: 4
Coding region: 81-1502 (473 amino acids)
Biological process (GO): sensory perception of light stimulus; sensory perception of sound; equilibrioception
Molecular function (GO): protein binding
Source: RefSeq, a predicted model, not a curated record